UCGACCCAAACAACGACCAACUGCUAUAUAAAUGCAAUGCAGUCGCUCAGCUCCGAACUUUCUUCAGAGGGUUCUCUUCGUGCUCCACAGCUGACAAAGUUCUUCAUGAAUUGCGUGAACAGAUGCAGAGUUCCAUCGCUUCUUUGAUCAAAUUAAUGCUUACAUCGCUGCUUCGGUUCUUGGCACUGCUGGUUGGUGUUAGAUGAACCAAAUCUCAUGGAACCUCCACAACUUUCGCCACCUCCUGAAGCACUGCAUUGCUGAGAGAGACUUCUUGACCGGCAAGUCCCUCCACGCGCUGUACAUCAAGUCCAUCGUCCCUUCCUCCACUUACCUCUCCAACCACUUCAUCCUCCUCUAUUCCAAAUGCCGCCGCCUCUUGGCCGCUCGCCGCGCCUUCGACCUGACCCCGAACCCGAACGUGUUCUCCUUCAAUGCCAUCAUCGCUGCCUACGCCAAGGGGUCCCAGAUGAAGGUCGCCCACCAGCUGUUCGAUCGAAUUCCCCUGCCAGAUCUCGUUUCCUACAACACUAUGCUUUCUGCUUUUGCCGAUCGAGGCGAGAUGGGACCUGCAUUCUCCUUGUUUUCGGGGAUGAGGGAGAUGGGGCUUGACAUGGAUGGCUUCACAUUAUCUGCCGUGGUCACGGCUUGUGGUGAUGAUGUUUCUUUGAUGAGACAAUUGCAUUCUUUUGCGGUUUCCAGUGGUCUUGAUUCUUACGUUUCUCCGAGCAAUGCGCUUCUAACGUACUACAGUAAGAAUGGUUAUUUGAAUGAAGCAAAGAGGAUGUUCGAUGAGAUGGGAGAGGCUAGAGAUGAGGUUUCUUGGAAUUCAAUGAUAGUUGCUUUUGGACAGCACCGGGAAGGGCUAAGAGCACUGGAGCUGUUCCAAGAAAUGAUUAGGAAGGGCAUGUAUGUAGAUAUGUAUACUUUGGCGAGUGUUCUCACUGCAUUUACCUGCUUGAGCGAUUUGGUAGGCGGGCUUCAGUUUCAUGCUAAGCUCGUAAAAACAGGGUUCCACCAGAAUUCACAUGUGGGGAGUGGCUUGAUUGACUUGUACUCUAAGUGCAAGGGUGCCAUGUCGGAUUGCGAGAAAGUAUUUCAAGAGAUCGAGGAGCCAGAUUUGGUUCUAUGGAACAAUAUGAUUUCUGGUUAUUCACAAAACGAGGAACUCUCAGAGGAGGCUCUAGACUGUUUCCGCAGUUUGCGAAGAGUUGGGUACAGACCAGAUGAUUGUAGCUUUGUUUGUGCAAUCAGUGCCUGCUCGAAUCUCUCAUCUCCUUCUCAGGGGAAACAAAUGCAUGGUUUGGUAAUCAAAUCAGAGAUUCCCUCAAAUUGGAUCUCUGUUGAUAAUGCUCUAGUUGCAAUGUAUUCGAAAUGCGGGAAUCUGGGGGAUGCUAGGAGGUUAUUUGAUAGGAUGCCAGAGCAUAAUACUGUCUCACUUAACUCAAUGAUUGCAGGUUAUGCUCAGCAUGGAUUAGGAGAGGAAUCUCUUACUCUCUUUCAAGCGAUGCUGGACAUUGAUAUCCCUCCUUCCAGUAUAACUUUCAUCUCUGUUCUCUCUGCAUGUGCACAUACUGGGAAAGUUCACGAGGGCCAAGCAUAUUUCAACAUGAUGAAGGAGAAGUUUGGGCUUGAACCAGAAGCAGAACAUUACUCGUGCAUGAUUGAUCUACUAGGUCGGGCAGGCAAAAUAAGUGAAGCUGAGAAGCUCAUCGAGACAAUGCCAUUCAGUCCUGGCUCCAUUGGCUGGGCCUCAUUGCUUGGCGCAUGUAGGAAGCAUGGAAACAUGGAGAUAGCUGUUAAAGCAGCCUAUCAGUUUUUACUGCAUGAACCUGCAAAUGCUGCUCCAUAUGUUGUCCUCUCAAAUAUGUAUGCUAGUGCUGGCAGAUUGGAAGAUAUGGUAGCAGUAAGAAGGCUAAUGCGAGACAGAGGUGUUAAAAAGAAACCAGGUUGCAGCUGGAUCGAGCUAAAUCGAAGAACCCAUGUAUUUGUUGCAGAAGACAGUUCACAUCCAAUGAUUAAGGUGAUAUAUGAUUACUUGGAUGAGAUGCUAUUGAAGAUUAGAAAGGUUGGUUAUGUACCGGAUGUUAAUCGGUUUUCAUUAAAGGAGGAUGGAAAGGAGGAAAAAGAGAUGGAAAUGAGAUUAAGACAUCACAGUGAGAAGCUAGCAGUUGCAUUUGGGUUGAUUUCAACCAAGGAUGGGGAGCCAAUACUCGUGGUGAAAAAUCUUAGGAUAUGUGGGGAUUGCCAUAAUGCAAUCAAACAUAUCUCUAAAAUUACAAAAAGGGAAAUCACUGUUAGGGACACCCGCAGGUUUCAUUGCUUCAAGGAAGGGCAAUGCUCUUGUGAGGAUUACUGGUGAUUAAAAGCAUUUGAUUAUGUCCUUCUGAGAGUUUAAUUGGGUAUUGAUGUGAAGAGGAUACUGUGUUAUGGUUUCACUGUAGCCUGCGACGAUGAUUUCGUCACUGUCAAAUCAGCUUAUUAAACUUCUAGAACACAACAGAAGUUGGGAACUCCCUUCUCCUCGGAAGAUUUCCUCGAAUGCUUAAGCAAUGGGUUUGACGAUCUUGGAAUGCAUUUUUCUUGCUCGGGCUGUGGUGGGGUCUGUCAGAGAGGAACUUAGCUUGAUGAGGGUUGAAUUGUCCUAAACAUUGGAGAAGCUCUUCCAUUUGUAAACCCUGCUUCCAUUUUCUUUGGAUAGAUGGCUUACCACAUUACUUUUUCUGUAUUUGUGGAGGUGCCCUUUAGCUGGUCAGUGUUUUUGAGCUGCUUAGAUCUUUAUGAUUAGUUUUUUAAAUGGGAGGCACCCCGUUGAAGUUCUCUGAUAUACCUUCUUACUAAUCAAAAGAAACAUCUAAAGCGAUAAUUAUUGUAGAAUGCUUACAAGAUUUUGUACACAAGAGAUUUCUUUGGACUUAUUUUCUUCAUGAUUUAGAUGGCAAUAAGUUUUAUCAUUGUCUAGAGAUCUAUAAGAUUUGAAAAUUUCUAGUUUGAAGCUUCUCAUGGUGAUAAUCUUUGCUACAAUUAAAUAGCGAGUUUAAAUAUUUUAGUAAUGUGAAAUAUAGGGCAUGUUUGUUGGAAUUUAAACAUACCUUUUUCCAUUCUGCCAAAAUCUAAAAUACUAUUCAAAAUUUCAGAAAAUUAUGAAAAAACUAUAUGAGAUCUAAGCGUCAACACUCGAGUGUUGUGAAAGUUUCAGGAAUUCAGAUGAAAAGUACUCAAAGUGAAUGAGCCACAAGAUUUAGAUUAAGCAAAAAGCAAAAAGUAAAAGCCAAUUCAGACAGUAGUAAUCUUCACAUCCUUUCUCCUGUUUGAAUGGAAUGAUUAGAGUCUGGGUGAAGGAUGAAAUACUAAAGUUUUCUGCAGGGAAGUAUAGAAUUUAGUAUUUAUCUCCAUCUUGGUUGGCAGUAAGUAGGUUUUCCACUGUUUUAGUUGUUGAACAAUAUGGGUUUUGACUACAUUUAAGUUUAGCUGAAUCCUACACAGGGACACACCAUUACUAUUUCUUAAUUUUUCCUUACAUUAUGUUAUAUUCCUUCUAAUUUUAAUGUUAAUGAUUAUGUAUGUGUCGGGAAAAUUGUGUAACAUGGUUUCUAAGGCUUUUGCAAUACCUCAUAUAAUCGCUUCAUGGGAUUAAUCAAACUGUUAUUGAUGACAGAUUUAAUUUUGCUCUCUACUAGCGUUUUAAAACUCGGUCUAGAUUGACUAACUGAGAACUCUUUCUAUGUCCGAUCUGGUUGACCUGUAGGAGCAGAAGAGGUACUAAGUCAGUCAUGAAGUGGCCAAUUCACUUUGACUUGAUUGGGCCGAUUCUGAAGUCGUUCUUUACUUUCAAAAUUUGGAUACAAAUAUAAAGAGACUCUACACAUUAAUUGUUUUGUUCAACAUCGUUACUUGUAUAUAAUGAUAGAGUAGUAAAUCAUAAUAAGUUCCUUGAGUACCCAACUAUAAGUUAGGUAAGUGCAUAUCACCUUCUAUUUGUUUGAAAAAAAAUCAAAUCAUGAACUUUACUUUCUACUUCUACAAAUUAAUUUGAUCUUUAUUGUCUUCGGUAAUGCUACUGUUUGGAACUUGAAACUUCUGACCUCAUUUGAAUGGGAAGCAGACAUCAGGCAGGUUCUUUUGAUCUGUUUCCUUUUUAAACACUGCUUGUAGCCGAAAAAUUUGAUCACAUAAUUGAUCUAGGGUAUCUUUAGAUAUAGCAGAAAUUUUCUUGAUGUCUUGAAAACUCUUGUGAUGGAGUAUAUAGUAUCAGAAGCUCACCUUGUAAAUACACCGGUUGUGGACCUGAGAAUCACACACUUGAUCGUUGCUUGGAUCUGAUGUUAGGUCUCCAUACUUGAAAGAAAUUAUCUUAUAAUUGUUGCACAUGUUAAUAAGAUAUGUCACUGGAGGGCAGUAGUGAGGUCUAACUUGUUUAAAAAUCACUCAGUGCCAAUGUAAUGGUUUUGCUUCUUUGAAAAUAUGAAAGUCAAGACACGUUAAUCUUUCAAUUUCUUUCGACAUGUUGCUACUUGACAUGCAUCUUUUGCCACUGCAUCUCUUGUUCAAUUUUGCAAACCCUUUACUUGAUUACUGGCGAUGGACGACUAGUGAUCACAAGCAAGGUAAUGUAAUGUUUUAGCUCACAUUCAGCUGUUUGGGCACAGAUGCUGGUUGUGGUUUUGGAUUAAUUCUUUCAUUCUCAUCCUUGCCAUUAGGAAGUAUAGGUUGCUUAGUAUCGUCUCUUUCUGGUGAAAUCGUAAUUACCCGAUUUGAUGAGGGUGGGGACUGACCGCCGGGACUAGAAGGCUUGGACAAGUUACGGCUCCUGGUAGCAAGCUUGUAGGAUAUGGUGCAGAGGGCUCUAGUCCUCAGGCGAGAACACUAUCAGUAUGGAUGACCUUUUAGAAAAUGCUUACUUAGGUUACACUUACACCCAUAGGACACGAGCAUGGGGCUCAUUAUAGGAUGAGUCAAACGGACCAUAUCUCGGGUGACUUAGGCCUAGGUCUAACAAUCAUCUCCGUUGCUUUUGCAGUUCUAGGUUCACAUUUCGGUCAUUCUUAAGGAAGUUCUCCUUCUAUGGAUUGGUUAAAUUAGUUCGUUUUGAUUAUGUAUCGUCUGUCUAUUAUAGAUUGCUCGUUAUGGCAAUGGGGAAAGCAUUAUUCUGUUCUUUUGCUUUGUGGCUAGUAGACUAAGUUUAGUCUUUUUACGUUAACCCAUUUAGAUGUUCUGGUCCAAGUCAUCUCACUUUUGGGAUGGGGAUUCAUUAUAGUGUCACUGUCACUUCUAUGGGUGACUAUCUAAGAGCAAUGUGGCUCUAUUAUGAAGAGAUCACUCUGAGCUAAUUUUUAUGUUUGAUUCUUCUUUUUAAUUGAAAUUUUAUGUAUCUGUUUGCAUUAUUUACUACGACAAUACAAAAGAGUUUCCUUUUUGUUGUUUUUUGACUGAUUAAGGGUGAUUCGUUUGUCUUGUUCCAGCUCUUCUGAUUUAAUAAAUGGAAGAACAGAAAUCUAGUCAAUGAUGCUACAGCUUAUUGGUUUAUCUAAUGGAACUGACUUCUUAGGAGCGAUACAAUUCUUGCCAGGGACUACACUCUUCUAAGGAGCAAUACAGUGGAAAGACACCUACAAGCUGGUUGAACUUUAAUAGAGGGUGAAGAAGUCUGGUAGAACGAAGUGUUCACGAGGACUUGGAGAGACCAUGAUAAGGUGAACAGCUAGGUGAAGUCUUGAUCCCGAAUGUGCUUUGGAGGACCAAUAGAUAGCAAAUCACAAGUCAGUUUCCGAUGGACAAUUUGGAUAAACUCAUUGGAUUAUUAAUAAGGGCAACUCUCUGUAUCAACUGUAUAGGAGAUACUUAUCGCGUUUUCUAUUAGCUGGAUAGGAAGACGUUGACAUCAUUUGAUUUGAUUGGAAAUCAAACAAAAGAUUUGUGGCUAAUGUCAAGGACUGGAAUUCACGACAGAAGAUCUGAGAUCGAAUCAAAUAAGUUCUUGCCUAUUUUGCUCAAGCAACCAGAGGAAUAGACAAUUGACAAAGGCAGCUAACUCUAUUUAGAAAAACCUCACUCUUUCCAGGAAAGUCUAACUGUAUGGGUGGCCAGAUUUUCAGCUAUUGUGUCUAUCGACUCCAACGGCUAUUUCAUCUUCUUAAAGAUUCUCCAACGGCUAAUUAAAGGACUAUAUAAGAAGCUCAAAUCAAACUGAAGGAGUGGGCGGCAAACUGAGAAAGCUAUACCUCUAAUCUUGUCACAUGCUCUUUGAUUAUUGCAACGUGAUCCUGCUCAUUUGUGAUUUUGUCUAUUAGUAUCUCUUGUUAAUUGUAAUCUGCAUUUGAGAAGUAUACAAGUGUAAUAGCAGUGCUUGUUUAUUGAUAGUGGGAUCUAUCAGCUUAGGGUAGAAACAACACUUGCUAUGUUGUAAAAUCUCUUGAGAUUACUAGUGGAUUCUAGCCUUGUUGGUGGUUAUUAGUCUGGGAGAGUGGA
This is a messenger RNA of Syzygium oleosum, 6468 nucleotides long. Its product is annotated as pentatricopeptide repeat-containing protein At3g49710. The record is from RefSeq and is a predicted model, not a curated record. Gene Ontology annotation, biological process: RNA modification. Lineage: Eukaryota; Viridiplantae; Streptophyta; Magnoliopsida; Myrtales; Myrtaceae. The coding region runs from base 203 to 2362 and encodes 719 amino acids. Gene Ontology annotation, molecular function: RNA binding; zinc ion binding; protein binding. The transcript is spliced from 4 exons.